This is a messenger RNA of Mustela erminea (ermine), 1509 nucleotides long. RefSeq lists its product as uncharacterized. Lineage: Eukaryota; Metazoa; Chordata; Mammalia; Carnivora; Mustelidae. The record is from RefSeq and is a predicted model, not a curated record. Gene Ontology annotation, molecular function: aspartic-type endopeptidase activity. Gene Ontology annotation, biological process: proteolysis; virion assembly.
AUGCAUAAAAACCCCAUACUCCCUUGGAUCGAGGCUCUCAGGCUCCGCCUGGUUUUCAGGAAUGCUGCAGAGCCCCAGCAUGCUGGAACAAUAAAACCCUUGCUGUUGCAGAAGGAGCCGCCUUGGUGUCAUUCCUCCGCGCCUCCCUGGGACAAGAACGUCAUCUACCGGCCCCGACCCAAAGGACACCCGAACCAAGAGCCCUACAUCUUGGUGUGGCAGGAUCUCUGCAAAAACCCUCCUUUCUCUGAGGACCCUGCCCGCAUAACAGAUCUAAUUACCUCUCUAAGGAACUCCCAUCAGCCUACAUGGGACAACUGCCAACAGCUGCUCUCAGUCCUCCUCACCUCUGAGGAAAAGGAGAAUAUCCUCCUGAAUGCCCGAAAGAAUGUGCCUGGCCCCGGCGGGCAACCUACCCAGCUUCCUAAUCUGAUUGAUGAAUAUUCACCUCUGACGCGCGCUGACUGGGAUCCUAAUCUGCCUGAAGGUAGGAGACACCUCGAAAUCUAUCGCCAGACUCUAGCGGCGGGUCUCAGGGCAGCAGGUCGAAAGCCCACUAAUUUGGCUAAGGUAAGAGGUAUAAUCCAGGGCCCUAUUGAAAGCCCCUCUCUAUUUCUAGAAAGGCUUCUUGAUGCCUACUGGAGGUAUACUCCCUUUGACCCUCAGUCGGAGGAACAGCAGGCGUCAAUAGCCAUGGCUUUCAUUGGACAGUCUGCAGUAGACAUAAGAAGGAAGCUGCAGGGCGCCUGGAGGCUGAAGGGAUUACAAGAAUUAACUAUUAGAGAUUUGGUUAGAGAAGCUAACAAAAUUUUAAUAAAAGGAAAAAAGAGAAAGAGGAAAGGAAGGAGAGAGAAAGAGAAAGAGAAAGGGAAGGAAAGAAAAAGAGAGGAAAAGGAAAAAGAAAGGGAUAAAAGAAGGAACAAAGAGUUGACUAAGAUCCUGGGCACAAUGGUAGAAACUGGUAGAAAAUCAGAUACUAAGACUUCAGGAAAGAUAGGGAACCUGGGCCACUCUCCUAGGCGACACCCAAACUUGGCCUCAGACCAGUGUCCCUACUGUAAAGAGCAUGAACACUGGGCUACCAACCUCCUGGCACUUGAAGAUAAUGAUUAGGGGAGACGGGGCUCGGACCCCCUCCCCGAGCUCAAGAUGAAAUUUCUAGUGGAGGGAACUCCUAUCAGUUUUGAGGUCGAUACUGGAGCUGUUUAUUCAGUCUUGCAGCAGGCCCUAGGGCCCCUCUCAUCCCAACGGGCCCUUGAGGGGGCAAACGGGAGCAGGUACCGCCCCUGGACCACCCAGCGGACAAUGGAUUUAGGGAACGGAAGGGUGCACCACUCCUUUUCGGUGCUCCCUGACUGCCCUGCCCCCCUGUUGGGGAAAGACUUGCUAACCAAAUUGCGACCCAGAAUUACCUUCACUGAUUCCGGGCCUUUGAUGGAUUUUCUUAACCCCAUCGUGGGCCUACGCGUUCGGAUAAGAAUCUUUCCCCUCCACCAACUCCGCCUGUAG